AUGGCUGUUCAUAAUCCAUCCAACCCACUAUUACUACCACUCGAUACUAGAGGAAGCCCAAGGAGGUUUGAAAAGAGAUCAAACUUCAACAUCAAGUCUGACUUUACACUAUUUCCUCCUUCUUCUCCACUUGACAACUUCCUGUGCCAAACGUCCGAUCCUAUUUCGUCCAGACUAUUUUCACAACCCACCACAGGCUCAUAUUCCAUGGAUACUACCACCAUACCAACAACUGAAAAUAAUUCAACUACUGAGAAAUACAAACCUUACCUUCCCUCACCUCUUUACGUGAGGGACCCCGAAACCUCUUCACCAACCUCCGAUCACUUGAGCUACACUUGUAGCAGCGGCAAUACAAAGUUCAACCCACCACAACAAGGCCAAGGUCAAGGUGGUAUUCAUAAUAGUCUACCACUGGGACGAAUGCGAGAUACGGACCCAAGUCAAAGAAUACCGUAUUCACCCGAGUCUUUGGCCUCCGAAUAUCGAUAUUCAACUAGUGGUCAGGAGACUCAGCUCAACAGGACAACACCAAAAGCGAGGGGCACUUCUCCAUCAGGAGGACAUAAUCCCCCAAUGUAUGGAAUAAAUGAGUCUGCCGGCCCAGGUUCAUACUUUUCAGCUUCCUUUUCUCUCGAAAAGGAGCAAUCUGGCUCUCGAAAUAUGUCUAACAACCGUGGAAUUCCACGAAGCAGCAGCCGUUACCAUCCGUAUCCCUCGACGUAUGGUACACCGUCACCCCAUGCAGAUGGCACCAGGGCAGCCAGCUAUGAUGAACGAAUGAUACAAGGAGGUAUUUCUCAGAGGGGGGAACCACUCCGUUCGUCCUUCAAUGGUGAGAGCGAAUACAGUCAAAAUUCACCACCACAUCAAAGCAGAGUUCAGGAUGAGCACCGAGAAGCCGCCUCUCAAUGGCCUCGAACGGCCUGGUUGACUACAGCGACACCUGAUCUUACUUCGUCCCAACAGUCAUCUUCUGGAGCACCAUACCCCACUUCGUAUACGCCCUACGAUUCUUCAGCAAAUGUAUAUAGAGCUCCGUCGGUUUAUGCACCACCAUAUGAGUCAGGGGCUGCUCUUCCAAUUCAAUUGAGGCAUGGGGGGAUUGAGACGCUCAAUUCCAAUCAGCUCGCCAAUGCCAUCCAUUGCCCACAUUGUACACAGAAGUUCCCCACUACUGAGCAAUUCACGAAGCACCAACAAAAGCACCAAAAGAUGUAUCGUUGCAGAUUCGAUAAUUGCUCGCGCACCGAAGGAUUCGCAACCCCAAACGAUCGAGAACGACAUGAGAAAUCGGUGCACAAGAUUCCUGGUUUCUACUGGAGAUGUCUGGAUCCCAACUGCUCGAGCUUUCGAAAGGAGUUUGCAAGACGCGAUAACCUUAAGGAUCAUCUCAAGCGUAUGCAUACCAUGCCACCUGGAGUUGAUGAGGCAGAGGCCAAUGCUUGGAGGAGUCAGAUGGCAGACAAUGGAAAAUAUGAGAAGCCUGACACCCAAAUGUCAGGGCAAUAG
Messenger RNA from Morchella importuna, 1512 nucleotides. RefSeq lists its product as uncharacterized. NCBI's taxonomy places the organism in Eukaryota, Fungi, Ascomycota, Pezizomycetes, Pezizales, Morchellaceae. Bases 1 to 1512 code for a protein of 503 amino acids. The record is from RefSeq and is a predicted model, not a curated record. The transcript has 3 exons.